AUCGUUGGCGACAGGUACAGCUAUACGCCAUACUGGCUUGUCAACGCAGCAGUCGCACGUAAAUGGAUCUUUGUUACCCCAGACUAUCGUCUUGUUCCAGAAUCCACGGCUCAUGCGUCUCUGGAUGACACUAUUGACGCAUACAACUGGGUACACUCUUCACUCGCAGAGGCAAUCGACCGCCGUGCAGGCCCUGUAUUGCUAGCUGGUUCCAGCGCCGGAGGAUACCUCGCGCUAUCAACCGCGAAUGCCGUCAAUCAAAAGCCAGAAGGGCUUCUUCUCAUCUACGGGAUGCUGGAUACUAUAGGCCUACGGUACACUACACCUGGCACAAACGUCUGGGGAGCGCCUCCCUUUGAUACUUCGUCUGUGCUGAGCAAGUUUCCCAAGACGAAGGACAAUGAAGAUCGAAAGCCAAUCUCGGGAUAUCCGCCUCUUGAGGACUAUGAAGAUGAUACAAGAUUCGCUCUAGCCCCAGCACUGCAUAUCGAAGCGUUGGUCCCGGAUUACAUGACCGGCGUUGAUGGGCUCAGUCGAGAGAUUGCCAACAAGGGUACAGACGCUAUUCCCGAAGAACACCGUCGCCUGUACCCUCUCUCUUUCGGCAAGCUUAGUGAAAUCCCACGCACUUACCUUUUGCAUGGUAAGAAUGACACUGCUGUGACCGUGGACUGCAGUUUAGUUGCUGAAAAGAAGCUUCGCGACGCUGGUGUUGAGGUUGUGGGGGAUUUUCCGGAGGACGCGGAGCAUGGGUUUGAUGGCAUAAUUGGCAACAUCGAUGUUGAGGAGGCAGAUGCAGAUGAGGUGGACAAUGUUCAGAGUCUUAUAAACGCGAUUCAUUUUCUUGAUACUGUGGUCAAUAACUGAUCAAGCAGCGUCAAGCAGCGUCAAGCUCGGCGACAUCGCUAAACACCACAAUCGAAGCACAUACUUUCACCAGUCACUACCAUGGACAGAAGGGA
Fusarium graminearum PH-1 is the source of this 962-nucleotide messenger RNA. RefSeq lists its product as uncharacterized. NCBI's taxonomy places the organism in Eukaryota, Fungi, Ascomycota, Sordariomycetes, Hypocreales, Nectriaceae. The record is from RefSeq and is a predicted model, not a curated record. The transcript has a single exon. The coding region runs from base 292 to 867 and encodes 191 amino acids.